AAAAAUUGAAACACAAACAUGAUUUUGGAGGGCAUUCAACCACGUGCCCUGAACGUGUCAGCCAAAAAAUUGGUGUUUAAUUUUAAUUAACAAGAAUGCCAUUGCGGUGAAGGGGAAAAAAGGGACCAGGAAUAUCCUCAAAUGCCUAUAUUCUGGUUUAGGGUAAGCACGGAUUGAAAGGACUUGAAAAUAAAGAAAUAGAACGCUAAAAAAUCACUAAAAAACCCUGUUUUUUUUUGUAAAAUUAGCUUUGGAGGUCUCUCUGGGAGGAAAUCUAACGCUACUCUUGAUUUCUCUAUGUGUGUCUGUACAAAUCGAAGCGACGGAGCCCCGAAUCUUAUUGGGUUUCAGAAGCAAUAGGUGAGAUUGCCUUUGCACUGGUUCUUGUGUUGAAUGUUCAGAAAUGUGUGAGGUAUCUGCAGAUACUGAUUUGCGACCUUGCAAACCAAAACAAGUGAUUGAAUGGAGUCCUCUUUAUUCUUUGCAUGUUCUGGAUUUCUUUUCUUUCCAUUUCUUGUUUUCCUUUUUUUCCCACCAUGGUGAUAUUGAAAAUUUCAUUGCCAUUCUGUUUGAUGAUGGUGAUGGCUAUUUAAAGAAUGAGUUUUCUCUUUUAAGUGGUUAGAGUGACAACUGUAGUGAUUUUAUUUUUAUUGAAACUUGGUGCACCUUUAUUAGUGCAUUGAUCUUGAAAUGCCAGAACUUUGAAACUGAUUUCAUAUAACAAUGCCUGUGGCUUUUGUUAAUGUCAGGUAGCUUUUGCAUUGCUGUCAACAGUAUAGAAAAAAAUCAGAGGUGAAGAAAUAACUUGAAACAGAUGCAACAGUGAUUAGUAUGUCUGAACUGAUUGAAGGUCUUCCAGAUGCUGUUGCCAUCAGGUGCAUUGCACGGGUUCCCUUCUACCUCCACCCCAAGUUAGAGCUCGUUUCUCGUUCAUGGCGAGCUGUUGUGCGUAGCCCUGAGCUGUUUAAAGCCCGGCAGGAGGUUGGUUCAGCAGAGGAUCUGCUAUGUGUGUGCGCUUUUGAUCCCGAGAAUUUGUGGCAGCUUUAUGACCCUCACCGAGACCUUUGGAUUACCCUUCCUGUUCUCCCUUCUAAAAUCAGACACCUUGCCCACUUUGGUGUUGUCUCUAGUGCGGGAAAGCUAUUUGUGCUUGGUGGUGGUAGUGAUGCUGUUGACCCAUUAACUGGUGAUCAAGAUGGAAGCUUUGCAACAAAUGAAGUGUGGUCAUAUGACCCUGUAUUACGACAAUGGGCAGCACGUGCAUCUAUGCUUGUGCCCCGUGCAAUGUUUGCAUGCGGUACUUUGAAUGGAAAGAUUGUGGUUGCAGGUGGUUUCACCAGCUGCCGAAAAUCAAUUUCUCAAGCGGAAAUGUAUGAUCCAGAGAAGGAUGUUUGGAUCCCAAUACCUGAUCUCCACCGGACUCACAAUUCAACAUGCUCUGGAGUAGUUAUUGGGGGAAAGUUGCAUGUCUUGCACAGGGGCUUGUCAACAGUACAAGUUUUGGACAAUGUAGGGUCUGGGUGGACAGUUGAGGAUUAUGGUUGGCUCCAAGGUCCAAUGGCAGUUGUUCAUGAUGCUCUCUAUGUGAUGAGCCAUGGACUAAUUUUCAAGCAGGAAGGGAAAACCAGGAAAGUAGUGGUUUCAGCAUCUGAGUUCCGGAAAAGGAUUGGAUUUGCAAUGAUGGGGCUUGGAGAUGACAUAUAUGUGAUUGGAGGGGUGAUUGGGCCCGACCGAUGGAAUUGGGAUAUUAGGCCAAUGUCUGAUGUUGAUAUCUUAACAGUUGGGGGUGACAGACCUACAUGGCGCCAGGCAACUCCAAUGACAAGGUGCCGAGGAACAAUCCUUGGGUGUACACAGCUGAGAAUUUAGCCUCCAUUUGUUCUUGUUGUAGCUUUGAUGCGAGAAUUAAGCUCUUGUUAAGGCAUUGGAUCCCUCCUAUGGGAGACGAGGAAUGUAAUCUUUCCCUGGCUAUCUUGUUUUAUUCGUGAGCCGUUGUUACCCUUGUCUCUGUUUUCUGUCAAUUUAGGGUUUUUUGAGGGAAACUUCCAUUUGGAAGGCAAGGCUGAAGGUAUUGAGUCAGUUUUAACAGCAACAGUGAAGCAUGAAAUUUAUUUAGCAGCAGCAGCAGCAUGCAUGCAUAACAAUCAACGAGCCAUUUGUUCUUUUGUA
Molecule: messenger RNA, 2169 nt
Organism: Populus nigra (black poplar)
Lineage: Eukaryota; Viridiplantae; Streptophyta; Magnoliopsida; Malpighiales; Salicaceae
Product: F-box/kelch-repeat protein SKIP30-like
Exons: 3
Coding region: 832-1869 (345 amino acids)
Molecular function (GO): protein binding
Source: RefSeq, a predicted model, not a curated record